AAUAUUAAUAUUAACGAUUUUAUGUAAAAUAGCUAUGCGGAAUCAACAGUUUUAAAUCGACUUGCGUUGCAGUGGAAAACAGACGGUUUGAUGUGGAUGAGUCACACUAAUAAACUGCAGUACUGCUACGAUGAAGAGUUGUCCAAACAUGCUCAUCGCCAUGGCAACGACUGUUUAGAAAACAAAGAGAAAUAGUCGUGUUAGACCCUGCGGUAAAUUGACAGCGUAUAUCGAAAACAUGACGGUAUAGUCAUUCUCUGGAUAAAGGUGCUAGAACCCAUUCAAGUGCAAAUGGCGGAUGAUAAUUCGUGGGUGUUUGAUUCGUUGGUGUGCUUUUUGCACGGUCCCGUAUGGAAUGCUCCAUUGCAAACAUUUAUCGAAGAUAAAUCGAUUAUUUUCGAUCCUAACCUGCAGCCAGACGAAAACAAUCCCGAAUUUCGCAAGGUGCACGAUGAGUACAAGAAUCUGGUCGAUUAUAUGCUCGGUUCGUUCAUGGAGGAAAUGCAAAUAACGCCAGAACAGUUCGAGUUUGCCUGCCUGGAAGGACGCCAUGUGGCUAGCCUUGGUGCACCACGUGCCGCAUCCGCCGGUACAUCCGGUGAUGACCGUGCCGAUCAAUCCGGUGCCAACACGUUUUCGUUUCAUCAGGGUUUGUUUCAGCAAAUAUGGGCCGCAAAUGAUAUCCGCAUCUUCAUACGCAUGAUGGUGCAGCGUAACGUGGAGCUUCAGCUACAAGCGUUAGAUUUGAUUGAGCGACGCUCUCAGAGCAUGUCUAAGCGUGAUGAAAGCUCGGACGCUGAUGCACUGCCGGAAUUGCAGCUGAAUUUGGAUCAAGCACAAACCGAUCCGCCGGAGGAGGUUGAAAUCGAGCGGGAUAUUUUGAAAUCGGUCGAAAACGAGCUCAAUCCACCGGAACCGAAUUCAAGCGAAGGAGUUCUGCCGGAUAGACAAACUGUUUUAGAGAACACGUUGGACGGAGAGCUAUCGGCUGGAGAGAAAGAUAAGUUUCAGCGCCUAAAUUUGUUCUUCGACCAGGAGAAGAUCAAUAACGAAGACAUGAAAGCGCGUCAAGAUUAUUUACGCUCGCAGCGGGACAAAAUUUUGACCAUAAAAAAGCAGGCCCGCGCACGUCAGCUGAAUGAAACGAUUCGCAAAGCCGAACGACCAACUUCGGCACAGGUGGCACAAAAGUUUUUGGAUGGUGAAACCGAAUCGGUAUCGGUUGAACCACCGGAAGGAUCGCUUCAGUUGCGAAAGAUGCUUGCCCAGCGACUCCGAAACGAGGUGGCUAUCGAUAAGGAGUGAAUUAUGUAGCUUUAGGUUGCCGGCGGAAAAGGAUGAUGGCGUGUGGUGGCGGUGGUUGUAAUCAUCCCACGCUGCUCACGGUUAUCUUGGGUAAGAUCGAUAUCGAGCGAGUGUUGCAGUGAAUAAUACAUUUUAAAACAUAUCGUGAGCGUGUAAUGUGCAUAUACGUAUGUAGCGCUUUGUAAGUUCAGAGAUGGAUAGUAUGGAUAAAAAUAAGGUUGAUGUGGAUAAACCAACCGAUAGAGAAUUGAUGAGCUCGAUAGAACGGAAGUUGGCUGUUUGUGCCGUAAGGAUAACAAAAAAGGAAAUAAAACUAUCGUUUUCGAAGCUACAUUUAUUUUGUGAGUUAGGAUUUGACGUAAAACAGCUAUUUUUAAACAAAAAGAUUUGUAAAUGAAACAAAACCAAAAUCUAACAGCUACCCUAUGCUUUCACAUUGACUAGCGCCAUCUGUUGUAGAGUAGCAGCAGUAGCAAAAAUGAGCUAAAAUGUGUUCUGAUGUUUCAAACGAACUUCUCGUACAUUUGCAAGAAACAGUUAAUUUAUUUUAUUCUAUUUUUUUUUUAUUUCCCUAAGGACUGUCAGGCCAUACGUCUUAAAAACGUUAUGUUUACUUUGCUAAAGCUUUGUUGAGAGACAUUUCCUUUGCUCAACAAUGGAAUACAUCAUAUCCCGAGCGGGCUCGGUGAUAUAUCCCUAUAUUG
This is a messenger RNA of Anopheles funestus (African malaria mosquito), 2009 nucleotides long. Its product is annotated as cilia- and flagella-associated protein 36. The transcript has 4 exons. The record is from RefSeq and is a predicted model, not a curated record. Gene Ontology annotation, cellular component: ciliary base; axoneme. NCBI's taxonomy places the organism in Eukaryota, Metazoa, Arthropoda, Insecta, Diptera, Culicidae. The coding region runs from base 292 to 1305 and encodes 337 amino acids.